CACUGUGUGUGUGUGUGUGUGUGUGUGUGCGCGCAAGAGUGUGUGUGUAAGCACCACCACUCAUCUCACAGCUCCAGUGGACUCCCAGUAUCAGCAGCAGCAUUCAUCACUGACGUACUGAGGUCUUGAGCGUCCUCUCAUUCCCUCCUUCAAACUAGCCAGACCUCAUCGCCUCACAACCACACACAGGAGAAGCUGAGGCCUGAGGCCCGAGGCCGGUAUUGGUUGCCACAAACGAACCCCCCGUGUUGAGCUUGGCGCCCGGUUUAAGGUUACAGGAUACAGCAUUAAAACAGAAUACGAGAGGAAGUAAGAGAGAAGUGGGGUGGAAAGAAAAAAAUGGAAAAUCUGACAUCGGAAACCAGCGUCCGUUUGAACUGCAACACCUCUGGCCGGCACACCAUCAUCUUUACGCUGAUCCCUGUGGUGUACGGCUGCAACUUUGUCAUCGGCAUCGUGGGCAACAGCAUGGUGGUGGCGGUCAUCUACUGCUACAUGAAGCUGAAGACGGUCGCCAACGUCUUUGUGCUCAACCUGGCCGUGUCUGACCUCACGUUCGUCCUCACACUGCCCAUGUGGGCCACCUUCACGGCCACAGGCUACCACUGGCCGUUUGGCGGCUUCCUGUGCAAGGCCAGCGCCGGCUUGGUCAUUUUCAACCUCUACACCAGCAUCUUCUUCCUGACGGCGCUCAGCAUCGACCGCUACCUGGCCAUCGUGCACCCGGUGCGCUCGCGGCGCCGCCGCACGCUCGUCUACGCCCGCCUCACGUGCGUGCUCGUCUGGGUGUUCGCCUUCGUGCUGAGCGUGCCCACGGCGUACACGCGCGACGUCUUCCAGAUCGAGAACAGCACGGUGUGCGGCGUGUGGCACCGCUCGGAGCACAUGGGCCUGCUGGUGGCGCUCAGCGUGCUCAAGAGCGUGCUGGGCUUCCUCGUGCCCUUCCUGGUCAUCAUCACGUGCUACUGCCUGAUCGGCCGGACGCUCCUGGGCGCGCGCGGUCGCAUCCAGCGCUCCACGCGUUCCCGUGACGACGAGGUGCUGCGCAUGUUGGCGGCGGCCGUGAUGGCCUUCUUCCUGUGCUGGAUGCCGCACCAGGUCUUCCACUUCAUGGAGAUGCUGGCUAUGCUGGACGUGGUGGAGAACUGCCAUGUGGUGGACAUCAUAGACACGGCCAUGCCCUUCACCAUCUGCAUCUCCUUCUUCAACAGCUGCAUCAACCCGCUGCUCUACGGCUUCGUCGGCAACAACUUCCGGAAGAAUCUGUUCCGGCUGCUGCGCUGCGAUCCCAACACCAGGGCUGGCCACGUCAGCCUGAGGUCCAAGAUGAGCACGCUCUCGUACCGGGCGUCCGAGGCCUUGCGCCUCACUUCCAGCAAGAAAGCCUCUGCGCCCGACGUCAAAUGAGAAAGGCGCCCUCACACAAAUAUUACACUGACAGUGACACUCCCUUAGAUAAACCCACUAAUGACUGAUGUGUCUGCUGCGCAAGGAAUGUUUUAUGAGGUUUAAAAACCCUUUAAUGUCUAGCACUAUGCCAUGGAAUCUCCAUGGUUAAAAAAUGACAAAACAAAUAUUUAUAAUAUGCAUACUGUUACUGAAAUGCACACCCCUCAGUUAUGAAAGCUCGUAUUAGAUGGUGCCUUUUUACACUGAAGUAAUUUGAUAUAACUAAAGUCUCUGAGAAGGUCUUUGCAUCUAAUUAAUCAUCUUU
Molecule: messenger RNA, 1714 nt
Organism: Alosa sapidissima (American shad)
Lineage: Eukaryota; Metazoa; Chordata; Actinopteri; Clupeiformes; Clupeidae
Gene: agtr1b
Product: angiotensin II receptor, type 1b
Exons: 2
Coding region: 340-1407 (355 amino acids)
Biological process (GO): regulation of vasoconstriction; G protein-coupled receptor signaling pathway; immune response
Cellular component (GO): membrane
Molecular function (GO): angiotensin type II receptor activity
Source: RefSeq, a predicted model, not a curated record